AUGGAGUAUAUGUCAGUUGAUUCAGAAGGAUCUGCUAGAGGCCUGCUGUGCAUUUGGGACCCAGAGAUCUUCAAGCUUAAUGGCUACUGCAGCAAUAGGAGAUUCAUUCUCUUCUCAGGUACAUUUCUAAAUUCGUUUGACUAUGUUUUGCUAAAUGUAUAUGCUCCCAAUGAUGCCAGCAUCAGGAACAUAUUAUGGGAAAUUCUUGUUAAGCUAAAGAGUAUUUUUCCUAAUCCAUGGUGUAUGGGAGGUGAUUUCAAUGAGAUAAGAAAUAAUGGGGAAAGGAUUGGCUUCUCUAGAAGGGACAAAGGGAUGAAAGAAUUUAAUGAAUUCAUAAAUAAAUGUGAGUUAACUGACUUACCAAUGCUUGGAAGGAAAUACACAUGGUGUAAUGCACAAGAAAAUGAGAAGUGGAGUAGGAUUGAUAGAAUUAUGCUCAGCCCUGAAUGGUUAAUCUCUUUCAAACUGAAGUUAUGGGGCUUACCUAGAUUGUUAUCUGAUCACUGCCCUCUCCUGAUAAGGAAGGAUGAGAGGGAUUGGGGCCCAAAGCCAUUCAAGUUUAUCAAUGCUUGGACUCUUCACCCCAAUUUUCCCUCUUUUGUGGAAAACACAUGGAAGGAAACUACAGUCAGAGGUGGUCCUGGGCAAGCUCUUUUGCAGAAGCUAAAGCUGCUGAAGCUAGCUCUCAAGAAGUGGAAUAGUGAAGUUUUUGGUAACAUCUCAACAAAUCUAAAAGCUGCUGAGGUAGAAUCACAUGAUCUAGACAUAUCAGUUGAAGAAAGGCCAUUGCUUGCAUCAGAAAGAGAUAGAAGAAGGGUGUUGCAAAAUGAAAUCUGGAAGCUAAGCAAAAUGAUGAAAUGGAUGUGGCAGCAGAAAUCUAGAGUUAAUUGGACUCUAAAUGGGGACAAAAACACUAGAUUUUUUCAUGUAAUGGCCAGCUGUAAGCAAAACAGAAAUAUCAUCAAUAUUAUCUCUGUAAAUGGAGUAAUCCAUAAAGAACCUGAUACAAUCAAGCAGGAGGCUCUGCUACACUUCAAGAAGCAGUUCACAGAAGAUUGGGCCAAUAGGCCAUCCUUGGGUGGAGUGUUCAAAUUAGUGCAAGUGAACCAUCAUUUCCAAGAGCUAGAAAUAGAAUUCUCUGAAGCUGAAAUUAAGGCAGCUAUAAAGGAGUGCAAUGGCAAUAAAGCUCCAGGUCCAGAUGGCUUCAACUUGCUUUAG
Molecule: messenger RNA, 1218 nt
Organism: Camellia sinensis
Lineage: Eukaryota; Viridiplantae; Streptophyta; Magnoliopsida; Ericales; Theaceae
Source: RefSeq, a predicted model, not a curated record